AUGGGCAGCAAAAGAAAUAUUUCUGCUCGACAAACCGAUGUAAAAUCUAGCAAGCAAUCUAAGAAUAGUCAGAAAUUGGAGUCAAGAAAAUUCUCAGAUAUUGGCAAUAAAAAUAAGGCUUUAAAAUCUGUAUAUACUUCCGCACUAAAUAGUGAUUCAUCAGAAAUUGGUGAUAAGAAAAAGAAUAGAUUAGGGCAACGUCAAAGACAACAACUGUGGAUUGAAAAGUAUGGAAAGGAAGCGAAAUGUUUGAAAAAGCAAAAUAAGUCGAAUAAAAUAAAAAACGUUCCUCGUGAGGAUAAGAAAAGAAUCAAAAAAGUAGAAACUGCUAGCAACCAAGGUACUGCAUGCUUAUCAACAUGUUGCUUUCCAUUGCAAGAAGUUGGUAGAUACUAUUUUUUAUGCUUUUUCUCAGAAUCUUCUAAUUUGCAUCCGUCUUGGGCUGCAAGUAAGUUAAAAAAGCAGCAAACAGCAGCUAUUAGCGCUUUUCAAGGAAAGAGAACGUUGUUCAAUGACGAUGAUGACGAAAACUGA
Messenger RNA from Trichoplax adhaerens, 534 nucleotides. RefSeq lists its product as uncharacterized. The record is from RefSeq and is a predicted model, not a curated record. The transcript has 4 exons. NCBI's taxonomy places the organism in Eukaryota, Metazoa, Placozoa, Uniplacotomia, Trichoplacea, Trichoplacidae. Gene Ontology annotation, cellular component: 90S preribosome; nucleus. Bases 1 to 534 code for a protein of 177 amino acids. Gene Ontology annotation, biological process: maturation of SSU-rRNA.